Messenger RNA from Sesamum indicum (sesame), 527 nucleotides. NCBI's taxonomy places the organism in Eukaryota, Viridiplantae, Streptophyta, Magnoliopsida, Lamiales, Pedaliaceae. The record is from RefSeq and is a predicted model, not a curated record.
CUGUUCGGUCCACUGCCCCUUUAAAUACUGCACAGAAAACCACCACUCCCAAUCCCAACACCAAAAAACUACACAUAAAUUCAAGAGAUUAUUGCCCAGGAAUUCUGUUGAAGGAAAGAUGGCGGAUAUAGCAAUUCUGGUGGCGGAGGAGUACGAGAGGAGGGUGAAGAGCUCCAGAAAAAGCGGCGGGGAAGAGAUCCAACUGCUCUCCUGUGCCGGAGUUUUGGGGCAGAAUUUGAGAGGAUCGUCGUCGGCGUCGUCGUCUUGGAUGAAGGAGAAGCUGAUGUCGAUGAAGGAGGAGAAAAUGGGGGGAAUUAUGGUUAAAGGGGCUGGUCUGGAGCCCAAAUCCCAGCUGAGUCUUGCUGCCAGAAAUGGCUUUUUCUCUGCUUGAAGAAAAGAAAAAAAGAAAAAAGAAAAGCAGAGGGAAAAAUCUGCUUCUGUCUAUGUAUGUAUAUGUAUGUGUUCUACUUCUUGAUCAAUGAGGCUGUAAGUAAUUCUUACUUACCUAAUUUCUCUCUCUCUCUCUC